Anopheles coustani is the source of this 4676-nucleotide messenger RNA. RefSeq lists its product as uncharacterized. The transcript has 4 exons. Lineage: Eukaryota; Metazoa; Arthropoda; Insecta; Diptera; Culicidae. Bases 69 to 4430 code for a protein of 1453 amino acids. The record is from RefSeq and is a predicted model, not a curated record.
AGCGAAAUCUAGCGACGCGCAAUCGCCCGCGUUUGUUUAAUACGUGUUGACGUUUGUUGGCUUCAAAAAUGCCGCCAACGACAACAAGAAACGGGGUUGGGCUCCGUCCGAGACGAGCAUCCCGGAUCGAUUAUGCAUCGUUGAAUUCGGUAGGAGAAAUUCUGAUUCGGCAAGAUACAACAACGACGAAAACAAACGCGGACUUCGUUACUGAAAUUGUCCCAUGCAGCGUACUCCUAAAAAAACUUACUUGUUCCGAGCUCGACAGUUACGGUUGUACAGGUCUCACUGGCAUUAAUCCAUCAAAAACUGGAACAUCAGUUACCAAUAAAGGAAGCAAAACGAUAACCAGAAGCAACGUGUCCCUGUCGGAACGUUUCAGUAACGUUACAAGGCGGACUAAAGCUAGACGUACUGAAAACCUACCGGCAGUGAAGCAAAAUGAGACUGCAAAACCACGUCAUACCAUCAGCAUUGUCGACUGUUCGAUCAUUUCGCUAGACGGAAGCACUAACGAUAGCAGAAUGGCCCUAAAAUCACAAAAUUUACCAAGUCCAAAACUAACACGUCGCAGAGCGAGUCUUACAAAAACUGGUGCCAUGGAACCGCAAACGAAAGCGACCGAAAUGUCGACAGAAAACUUUCAGACGAGUCGCUCCGCAUCGAAGCGCAAACAAGAAUCCUCUGUUCCGGACACGGGCGUAUCCCCACCGAAGAAAGUCCUAGAAGAUCACGUAUCGAUUGUGGAAAUAUCGAUAGAUCGAGAGGAGGGAACCGCCCAAGAAAUAAUAGAGCACCCGACCGAAGCAACAGCAUCAACAAGCACGGCGCAAAUCAAAAGUCUCCCGAAGCCGGACGGCAAUGCUUCGAAAAAGUUGCCAAUUGAGCCGUUCAAAGACCUCAUUGUAUCCGUAAAACGCGUUGGACCCGCCAUGACAGAGGCCGAACUCAGAAGUCUGAAGUAUUAUGAUCCAGAUUCGGCCAAGGGUGCAAUAAAUGAUGAUCACCGACGGAGUGCUCUGGGUGAGGACCGUAAAACGAUCGGGCAAAAGAAACGUUCAAAUCGCAUAACGUUUGCCAACAAACCCCAAAAUGUUAUCGCUAGUCCAAUCGCUGAGGAUCCAGAACCCGAUAGUCCCAAACUUGACAACAAUCGAACGAUUAGCGGCCAGAGACGACGGUCGAUCCGUUUAUCGUUGUCUGCUAAACUGACACCGAACGACCGGGUGAUUGAUAUUUCCAGUUCGCUUCCGGGCGACCCGGAACCCGCCGGUUCCAAAUUUGACGAAAAUUGGAAGCUGUUCGAACAGAAGCACCGAUCGAGCCGCCCAUCGUUACCCACCCAAUCAAAGGCGACCAACCGGCCGAUAAUUAUAUCUAGCCCUAUUGCGGAGGAUCCGGAGCCCAUCAUCCUCGAACCGCCGAUCCUAACGGAAAUCCAAACCCAACCGCUUGGUACUGAGGAAAAUCACAAGAAUGUCUUACCGAAACGGCGUCAAUCCCGUUCGUCAAUGUCCACCGGAUCACAAAUCUUUAUCUCCGACCUAAUCACCGAGGAUCCGGAACCCGCAAAUUCCGAACAGUCAAUGGAAAUGGACUCAAAUUCAAAUAAACACAGUGCUGAAGACAACAGCGCGAAGCAGAUCGAAAUGAAACGGCGAUCAAGCCGUUUAUCUUUCUCCAACAGACCGAAAUUGACGAACCAGCAGAUAGUUAUUUCCAGCCCGAUUGCUGAAGAACCGAUAAACCUCGAUCUCGAAGUCACACAAAUCGAUGCAAGCCUGAAUAGUCACAGUACCGACGGGACUCGGAACGUGAUCGAACAGAAGCGGAGAGUAUCCAGUCUAUCGUUGGCAACGAAACCGCAUAUUAUUGUUUCCGCCCCAAUCGCUGAGAGCAGUGCUGCUACAGACCGAUCAGAAACCGAUACAAAUGGGAAUAGACUGCUUCCUCCGGCUGCUAAGAAAGUACAGAAGGUAAAACCAUCUCGUUUGUCGUACGCAAUCGAGGAAGAAGAGAACGGUGAGGAUGUAUACGAAUUUCACUCCUGUAGUCAAACUAGUGAGACGCUGGGACAAUCAAAGGUACGCAAAAAACCGGGUCGUAAACCGAAACCGAAGAACGAUGCAACAAAACCAGUCAAGAAGCUGGCGAAGAAAAAGAAACCGUCCGGGACUAAAACUACCGUUUCAUGGAAACCGGGCCAUAACAAUCCGUUCGGCUGCAAUCGCAAGCAGUUGGCCAAUGUGAUCAAACAUAUCGGCGGUGGACCGGUCAAACCACCCGUAACGGUCGACUAUGUGGUCAAUUUAGAACUUCCAACGACACCCCAUUCCACCGUGGACCGUGGACAGCAGCACAAUCGAGACGAAAUCAUCGAUUUGCCCUAUCACGCAGCAUCCGAUCUUCCUAAACGGGUCCCAACUCAUCCGACGGUAGAGAAGUUAAAGAAAGGUGCAUCUCUUCAGCAACCGAAGACUUCUACACCAGUUAUCAAACUGACCGAAGCGGCACCAACGCCACCGUCCAAUCCAGUCUCUCCGUGGCGCCUGCAGGACGACCAUAUCAUCCCCCGGACGUCCUACAUGCCGCGGAACAAAGAAAUGCUUCCCAGCUACGACAGUUUCUUCGUGGAGGAAAAUAGCACCAGCGCACCUCUCAAACCGAAGGCUCCGGUUUCACUCGUCACGGAACGGCGCAAGCCGCCAUCCGGAGCACGUAGUGUGCAAGUGAGCAAGAAGGAUAUACAAGAGGUGGAACGCAUGCACCGUGGACUACUGGCAAUAACGGAAAUGAGCCAGAGGCUCAUCACCUCGAUGCGCCGUAAUAAGGCCGUGCCUGGGCUGCAGAAUUGCCCGGAGUACGAGGCGGAUGUGAAGGAAGCGUGUGUCAAAUUGAAGCAAUGGUACAAAAGUUCGAAGAAAGAUUUCCACCGCUCGGUACAUAUAUUGAACAAAAUUCAACGCGCCACCGACAACGACCAGAUGGAUUCGUGCCCUUCGCCGCUCACCACCGACCAGCAGCACACGCUGGAAUGCUUUAAUCAGAGCACCGAUCGGUUUCGCACCAUGAUCGAUGAGAUGCAGGCGGCCAUGAACGAUUCGAACGUAGAGAAUUGUUCCCCACCGUCGCCACCGAAGCAGGCGAAGUCGUCGUCGGUACAGCAACCGUCGCAGCAACCGUCGAAAGUAUCGGACGUAAUAAUACUUCCGCAACGGCUGACGCAUGGCCCAACAAGAAAUCCGUUGAUGCCGUUAAACUUUGUCCCGCUUCCGCAACGCACCAGUCCGCUGAUAUCUCCGUUAGCUGUGAACGAUCGUGGUGUCGCUUCGCUGGCCAAGGAAAACGUGCCAGAUUCCGCGGACAACAACAUUCGCCGAAAGCUGCAGUACGAAAACACCAAGGAGAAUGAGGAGGAAAAGGUCAAGGAGAAGCCGCCUGCCACGGAACCAUUCGACAAGGACACGACCAAGCAGCGAUCGGUUGAUACGACAGUGUUGGAUGACGUAAACCAUUCCGCCAAUGCGAUCCUCGAGGUCGCGGCCUAUGAAGUUGUGAGCGAUAGCAAUUCAAGCGCCGACACCUCCUGCAGCAUCGAUAAUUUGUUUGGCUUUGACGAGGAUGAACCCUCGCAAGGGUCGUCCACCCAGGUGACGCUACCGCUGCCAGCAAACAUUUCGACCAAAACGCUGAAGCAAAGUCUGGCGAACGUACGACAGUUCAUUCCCAAGCAACCCAUCUUCCGCCGGCAGCCAAAACCUACGCCAUCGACAUCCGGCGGCCCAACACGGUUGCCGACGGUGAAGCUACGGGUGUUCGGUAGCCCAACCAAGCGACCAUCGCAUACGCUUCGCGAAUUCGUUGCCUCAACACCGCGGGCAGAGUUGAGUCAGCUGGCCGCAACAGCAACCACACCUAUCGCUGGAACAUCGAAGAGCACCCAGCUGUUGCCGGUGGCAGCGACGCCCCAAGGGCAACAAGCUAUCGCACUGGAAGCGCCGGAUAUUUCUGCCAUCGAAAGCCUCAAUACGACGGUGGCAGCAAAGCAGCAUCCCAGCGACGGCAAAGAGCCGGAAGUGGUACUUUUCGAUACACCCGAAGAUUCCCACAUUAACCGCUCGGCACUUCAUCGAACGUACACACGUGUUCCACGGCGUAGACGUAAGCGGAAGAACGUCUUCCUGGCCAAUCUCGGCUUAGAUGACGAUGAAGAUGAUGAGGACGACGAAGGUGCGGCUGGUGAUGAUCCGGUACCGGGUGAUUCCGAUUCGGAUGUCGGCAGCGGAAACACACGAAAGAGGAAGGAUCGCACAAAGAAACCCCGACGCAAACCGAAGCCAGUGGAAGAGACCGCUGAGUUCAAACAAUUUGUGGAGGAGUUCAACAGUAUGUGCGAAGUGGUGGAACGGUUCCAGCCGAUCAUCGAGUGAUGAUCAACUGAGAAGUCGGUUAGAUGUGUAAAUAUUCUUGAAUUUUUUCCUAUACAAACGUUAUAUUUUGCUAUUAAUAUACGUCCUCGAAGGACAGAUGCAAAUUGUUAUUCUCCUUUACCUUUUAAAUGCAUCCUCAUAUAUGAAAUACACGCAGUAAUCACAACAAUUGAAUUCAGUUCGAAAAAUUGUGCGAUCGGAUGAAUGUUGAUUAAUAAAAUUCCACGAUUUUGAUGUAUUCCUUGA